Molecule: messenger RNA, 1047 nt
Organism: Salvia miltiorrhiza (redroot sage)
Lineage: Eukaryota; Viridiplantae; Streptophyta; Magnoliopsida; Lamiales; Lamiaceae
Exons: 4
Coding region: 1-1047 (348 amino acids)
Molecular function (GO): nucleic acid binding
Source: RefSeq, a predicted model, not a curated record
AUGCAGGCUGCCGCCGUCAAGUUUGUCGUUUGCCGUCGAACGGUGACUCGGUUAUGGACUGCUGCAAAAAACCAACAAGCACAAGGUCAGCAUAUUCAUAGUAGCAGUGGCAAAAUCAACAAACCAAGGCGCAAGAGAGUUGAAAUAGAUCUUCAAUUAAUUUCAACAUUGGAGCUAAGCAAGAGAUCAACCAUUCGAAGGCUAGCAAGUGGAAUAAGUUGCAGCAAGAGCACAGUUGGGCAAUGGAUAAGCAAGGGUUUGAUCAGGGCUCAUACUAGUGCUAUAAAGCCCGACUUAACAACCCCUAAUAAGUUGCUACGUCUAAGGCCGUUGAUAGCCGAGGAUGGGACUGUACUCUUUGAUGGGAAAAUAGGUAUUUUCCCAUUUACAGAAUAUGUACCAGCCAAGAGGAAUAGCAAAAACAGGGAGGCAGGUACACUUGAGCAAAAGCCCAUUCAAUCAAUCACGAAGGAAGUAAUUAAGGACUGCAUUAUUAACAAGAUUAUUCCUGCCAUUAAGGCCAAGUGGCCACAAUUUGCAAGUAGGGUGAUAUUUAUUCAACAAGAUAACGCGAAGCCUCACAUUAAAGAUAGUGAUCCGGAUUUUAGACAGGCUGCCAGGUCAGAUGGCUUUGACAUCAAGAUUGUUCAUCAACCACCCAAUUCACCGGAUACCAACAUCAAUGAUCUUGGUUGGUUUAGGGCUAUUCAAAGCCUACAAACUGAAUCAGUUUGUACCAACGUAGAUACAUUAGUGGAGGCUGUGAAGAGGUCAUUUGAUGAACUAUCUUCAACAACAUUCAACAAGGUAAAAGGCCACAACAGCUAUAAAAUCCCCCAUAUGGGCAAAGGAUCACUUAUUAGGCAAGGAGAAUUACCAAUCAACUUACAAGUUCCCCAUGAUUUAGUUAAUGAAGCUAUUAACUAUCUCAUGGAUAAUGGAAUUGUAAGUGGCAUGGAUCAUCUAAGGAAUGCACUUGGAAUAAGUUCAAUUUCCUUAUAUGAAGUUGAAUACCAAAUGGGACAUUUGGGUAUUCAAGUUCCAUGA